CUUCGUUUCUUUAAAAAAAAACACUAGUUUACGAGAAGUUAUAAACUGUGAUAUUUAUUGAUGUGUACAUGCAGCUAAAAAACCUCCAACUGGCUUUUCUGUCCUGUUUAUUGGUAUUGGCAUUUCUGUGAUAAAAGUUUUAUAUCUUUGCUCUGCGUGAUGCUUGUUAUUUGAGAAAAAGACGCAGGUGGACACAGUUGAAAAACAGACAAGCCAAUCAGAUUGCUCCGUCCUCCUUUAGCCAAUGACAGGCGCCACAUUGUUGUCAAAUUUGUCUAAUGAAAACGUAGGAGAGCAACAAUAGAGAGAGAGGGAUCUGUAUCCACUGGCGAUCUCUCGAGGAAGUUAGUGUCUCACGCUGGAGCAGGGAGAACAAGCUCAGCUCACAUUUACUACACUUCUUCUGCUCGAAGAAUGAUCGAUCUUCUGUGGUAUUUCUUUAGCUGGAAACUUGUUUGAGAAAAUCGUUUUCAAUAACUGGACAAUUCUGUAUACGCUAGAAGCGCAGAAAAGUUAUUUAUUAACUUUUAACUAAUGGACUGAUUGGGACAAACAUAAAAUUGCCGAGGUGCUUUAAAAAUUCAAUCACGUUGGAAAAAAAAUAGGGCACUGUUAAUUUUACACUUUUGUGCUCUCUUGUCGGAUGCUUGCUCAGUUAAUUUUUUUUAAGUGCGACUUGAUCGAAUUUAGAAAUCGAUUGCUACUGUUUAACCUCGACGAUCAAUCACAAGUCCAUAAGAGGGCAGAUCAUGGAUCUUCGUCCGGAGCUUUCUGGCGCUCAGGCGGGCACGCAGGUUCACCCCGGAGCCACUGCAGCUGCCUCCAUCCCCGUGUCCAUGGCCAGCAGUCUGUUGAGAGGCCCGCCGCUGCUGCUGCGCCCUGCAGAGAAAUAUCCUCGCACACCCAAGUGCGCCCGCUGUCGUAAUCACGGCGUUGUGUCUGCGCUUAAAGGACACAAACGCUACUGUCGCUGGAAGGACUGCAUGUGCGCAAAGUGCACUCUCAUAGCCGAAAGGCAACGAGUGAUGGCCGCGCAAGUGGCGCUGCGCAGACAGCAGGCGCAGGAAGAAAAUGAAGCCCGAGAGCUUCAGCUCCUCUAUGGAACAGCAGAGGGACUCGCACUGGCCGCAGCAAACGGCAUCAUCCCGCCCCGUCAGAACUACGAAGUGUUUAGCCAAGUUAGCAACGACAGCAGCUCUGAAUCUAACAUGCAGAAGUUUGAAUUAUUCACCAAGACUCCACUAUCAGGAUCUGUGACCCCACAGCCUACAGCUGGAAAGUCUGCAUCUGCUGAUACCGAAUCAGUACCUGGGAUCUCAUCCCCUGAUGCACACCAUGGCUCUGGGUCCGAAAAUGGUGACGGAGAGUCAUACAUCAGCUCUCCAGCUCCCAAACCCAUGAAAGACGGCGAGGAAACGCCACCAUCAAUAAGUCCACUUGGCUCAGACUCCGAUACAGACAAAGAUGAACAAGAGCCAUCACCCUCCUCUGCUUCAUCUCGUCACAUGAAUGCUAUUGACAUCUUGACCAGAGUUUUCCCCACACACAAGCGCAGUGUCCUAGAGCUUGUCCUCCAGGGAUGUGGGAAGGAUGUUGUCCAAGCCAUCGAGCAAAUCCUUAACAACAGUGGGCAGGCCAAACCUCCAGAAGAAACCUGGUCAGCAGAGAGGGUUCUUCAGAGCGUCCAACAGCCCUUGUCUACUGCUCCACGGCCUGUGUUACCUGGAACCAUGACGCUGAGCAACAGGUCAGCCUUCUCCCCUCUGCAGCCCAAUGGUCCACACUUUGGCGCUGACCCUGGCACGUACCCUCUUGGCACUCCUCUGGGCCUUAACCCACUUCGCCUGGCCUACUCGGCACAUGGCCGAGGGCUCACCUUCAUGACUCCUUACUCCACAACCGGCCUGAUGCCCACUUUGGGAUUUAGGCCACCAAUGGACUAUGCUUUCAGUGACCUGAUCAGAGACAGGACUCUCCUUCAUAAGGACCAGAGCUACACAAAUGGACUUUAUGGUCCUCUGAUUAACAACACUCCAGAAAAACAGUGAGCGGCUAUUUCACUGAAUAAAAACAGGACUGAAAAAAAGGUGAAAAGGCUAAUUUAGCCCAUUUUGAGAGAAGUGUUCUGUGUCUAAAAAAGACUUAAACCCCUUAUAUACUUACCCUAAUGACAUUCUCUGUACAUAGAGAUUUCUGAUUUACUCACGUGACGAAAUUAUUCGACUGGCAUAAAGUAACACAUAUCUAGUGUUAAGGGUUUAUGUCGCCGUUUGUGCUGAUAAUGGUUACAAAAAGCUCUAAUUUAAACAGAUCUCGCUUGCUGGAUCAAACUAAUCACAUGGAGUUCAAUUUAAAGAGUAACCAGUAUUUUCAUGUAAAUUGCGUAUUUUGAAUUCUUGAUAUAUCUGUUACAAUGCUAUUAGUUUAUUUACUGAACGGAUCAAGUCUCAGUGCGAUAAUGGUGCAAUUGAGGAAUUUUUUUUCGUCGUUAAAAAAGAGAGACUAUACUAAUAUUAUUAUACGAUCUUCAAACGUCAUUAUUUUAGCUGACGCUCUGUGAAAUUGUGCCAUGUUAAAUGACCAAGACAUAAACACUUCUGUUAAGAUUAUUGUUAAAGAUCUUGACUAAAGUAGAUUCUCUGACUCUUUUUGUGCUAUGUUGAUAUGUUGUACUUACACAAAAAUAUGUUACAUCCCGAAACAAUAUCACAUCAAUUUCAACGUCAUAUGCGCAGAAAACCGUGGAAAAAAACAUGUUCGUGGUGAAUGAAAUCUUGUUUCAUUGUUACUGCUGUACA
This is a messenger RNA of Tachysurus fulvidraco (yellow catfish), 2798 nucleotides long. RefSeq names its product DMRT-like family A2 (gene dmrta2). Gene Ontology annotation, cellular component: nucleus. The record is from RefSeq and is a predicted model, not a curated record. Gene Ontology annotation, molecular function: RNA polymerase II cis-regulatory region sequence-specific DNA binding; DNA-binding transcription factor activity, RNA polymerase II-specific; protein binding. NCBI's taxonomy places the organism in Eukaryota, Metazoa, Chordata, Actinopteri, Siluriformes, Bagridae. Bases 750 to 2048 code for a protein of 432 amino acids. Gene Ontology annotation, biological process: regulation of transcription by RNA polymerase II; germ cell development; sex differentiation. The transcript has 2 exons.